This is a messenger RNA of Leishmania braziliensis MHOM/BR/75/M2904, 714 nucleotides long. RefSeq lists its product as hypothetical. The coding region runs from base 1 to 714 and encodes 237 amino acids. NCBI's taxonomy places the organism in Eukaryota, Euglenozoa, Kinetoplastea, Trypanosomatida, Trypanosomatidae. The transcript has a single exon. The record is from RefSeq and is a predicted model, not a curated record.
AUGGACAAGGCAAAAACGCUGGAGGUUCUUCGAGGCAUGAAGUUCAUGCAGCGCAAGGAGGAGGCGAAGCGGCGCGCCGCCUUUGAGGUUGCCCAGCGGGAAGAAAUUGAGCGGCAGCUGCUAAACCCCGGUACGGACAGCAGCGGCGUGAGCAGGGGUACCAGUGACGGCGGCCCCUCUGCGCUUAGACACAGUCGCGGUGACGGACCAGCCAGGGCGACCGUCUUGUACGAUGAUUCCUUCCCCGCACACGCAUACGGGUUGUCACGACGCAGUUUUACCGAGACGCUCGCCGGCGGUGGUGCGGCUCUGAUCACCGAGGGCCUCGGCGACACAGGCGCGAAUCUGGUAGAGGGCGCCGUAGAAUCGGAGAUUUUGCUCAGGAACGUCGGCGCGGCUCCAACGUUAGCGGACGCCGCUCUGGACCACAGCGACGUCUCAAGUGACGAAACGGAAGACCUGUGGGGCGGUGAGGACGCCAAAGGUGAAGUGAGUGACCCCACAGCGAUCCCUGACAGACGACUUCAAGGUGGUGAGAAGACUCGCACCCGCCGAGGCGACGGCGACCCGCACGCGCGCAGUGAUGGCAGGUUCGUUGUGAAGUCGUCGGUGCGCGCCCCAAAGCUGCCGAGGCGUCUUCAGGAAAGCGUUGAGGAGCACAAGCGACAGCGGAAGCGGAAGCGCACGGAGGCGGAAGACGAUGUGUACAUGUAA